GCGACAAUCAAACAAGUUUUUCAUUGAUUAUCACUACAACGAGUAGCAAAUAGAUCAUGAUAAUUCCGAGUUUAAAAGAGAUUUUGUUUUUGUUUAUGGUUUCUGGAAAAUUUGUAAAUGCCAGUUAUAAAUCUACGCGCGACAUAAAGCUAACGCCUGAAGAUUUAACAUAUUUCUUGAAUGCGAUUGACAAUAUCGUGCAAUAUACUGAACGUCACAAAUAUGUUUUAAAUGACCUAGAUUUUUUCGGCUUUUUUAUUUCCAACGCUAACCUGAAAACCAUAAUAAGAAAAAAAGAUAAUUUAUUUCGUGCACCUCAAGAAAUAAGUAUAAAGAUAUAUCAAAUAUCGCGACGAUUAGAUACAUUGCUCAGUUAUGGUUCUACUACCUACCAUUUGAGUUCCCAAAAGGCAAAGCUGAUAAGUCGUCUAUUUACGAACAUAGGUGAGUGGAGUAACCAGUUGUCAAGUGUUAAUGUCCAAUACAGUCCUAUACCUGUGGUAGAAAUCAACCCUCAGCAGUUUGAGGAGAUGUACCGUAACUACGACUUCUACUCGUCUUCCGUGAAGGAUAUGGAAAAAUGGGAUCCAUCACCUGAAAUGUCGGAUGAAUGUUUAGUGGCGUUAUCCUUGUACGAAAGCAAAAAAGAAAAGAAGAGACUAAAAGUUUGUGAUUUACCUAUGCCCUGCGAGAAUGUCUUGAAAACUGGAACCGAUUUUGGAUAUGCCCUCUCCCAUAGGAUUUUACUUCUAACCAUAGCUCGCCUGGGAAUGGAUUGCUAUUUGUUAGGGAAGUUACAGGAUGAGGAUUUGCAUAUGGAGCUGUGCCAAGAGGCUUACUACGAAGGACAAUACAUUGCUAUGAACGGCUACGACUUUAUUGACCUAAUGAUGGAAUACGUUGCAUUGUGUUCUAUGCUGGGUCAUGUGGAGUUUCUUCGACGUGAUUGGCUAGAAGAGACUGUACGUCUUCAAACUACGGCUGGAUGCUUGUACAAUCCUCUCCUCUUCUUGAACCAUAACGAGACCAGAACUGAAAAUCAUUGUGACGUGCACAUGACGGCAGUAGGCAUAGCCGCCCUCAGCUGCGCAGUCAAGUGGAUACUAGAGAACGUCUAUGCACCGCCGAAAAGUAUCCUAUACACCGACAGUAAUAUGCUGGCACUUCCUUUCCUAAGACGGCUUUAUGCGACAAGCGCACGUCAUGGUAAAGAUAAUAAGUGGCCCGGCCAACGAUAUCUCGUGUGAAAAUCAAAAGAUUUUGAAGAAUUACUUAUUGUUAAGCUAAUUUCAAACGCUCGAUCUAGUUCCUAGGUUUUCCCGAUUGCUAUAGUAAAUAAAAUUAUUUGUUGGGCUUUGUUUAAAAGAAAUGUAGAGCUGUUAUGUUUUCCAUUGCCUUUUUGUAUAGGUCUAAUUACCUGUUUUAUGUGUAGAUUAAAAAUACUAGUUCUAGGCGCGUUUAUAAAAGUGACGGAAAGAACAAUUCGUGCGCCUGGUGGUGAGCGACUCGCUCGGACUCUGGUAAUAGUACAAAACAUGUUAUAUGAAAAGUUUUGAAAAAGUUUUGUAUUAUAUUUAUGAACGUAAAUAUACAUUUUUCUGUUUUAAUUACUAAUAUUCGUUAGCCUUUAGUCGCCGUGUGUAACCGCUCUAAGAGUGGCAACACAAUGACAUGGCAAUACAAUGACGCUUUCCGUAUUCGGAUAGUUACCACGCUAUACUGUAGUGCAUCGAACAUGUUCGCCGAGGAGGGAUUACCUGACUCCUUUGCUGUUGCCAGGGCUCGUAUUGCUUCCAUUUAGGACAGAUAUGUCUGGUUCAGUUUUUAAGUAGUACCUACUGGCGUUCCCUCCACCGCGACGCAAGCAGGAAACAGAUUAGACGAGGCCUGUGCGAAUUAUAUAAUAAUAUGUAUUUUAUGUAUUUUAUUCUGUAUUUUAUU
This is a messenger RNA of Hyposmocoma kahamanoa, 1941 nucleotides long. RefSeq lists its product as uncharacterized. Gene Ontology annotation, cellular component: membrane; cytosol. The transcript is spliced from 6 exons. The record is from RefSeq and is a predicted model, not a curated record. Lineage: Eukaryota; Metazoa; Arthropoda; Insecta; Lepidoptera; Cosmopterigidae. Bases 57 to 1247 code for a protein of 396 amino acids.